AUGUUGUUGUUUUUUUCAGACACUGUAUGCAGCAUGGUGGAGACGGCUGACACUUAUUUUUCCGGGACGUGGGCUGGGGACAUUGAAUACCUAACGGUCUCAUCCCAAGCCGAGUGCCUGUCCACCUGCACAACGCCCGCUAACGUCACUCUAGGGGAAGUCCCCUGUUGGGCCGUCGAGUUCAGGAUACCGCAGAAACAGUGCGUGGUGUUGCGCAUGCUCCAGAAGCCAGACACGCUCCCAGAGACGGCAACCGGCACAGACCGGUCGACGUUUGUGAAGAUCUGCAAAACCGUGGCCUCCUUCCCCGAAGACACCUGCAGCGUGCUGUGCAAGUGCAACACUGACAGGUCUGAGGUGAUCUUGCCCCGCACAGAGGAGGAAUUCGCGGCCUUUGCAGUGGCAGUGGCGGAGAAGACCAAGAAAGAGCUGUCUGUGCCCACUGGGAACCUGUCUGCAACCAUCAGGAGGAAGGAGAGCGCCAAGGAUGAGAGGCCCACGUCUACUGGUAUGGGAGGACUGGGGAUAGCCAUGCUAACCUUGACCUUCGGUUCCCUAAUCAUCCUUGACCUUGCUUCUGUGUUCGGAGAGGUGCAGAAAGUUAUGGACAAGCUGCGGCCAAUGAUGAAAAAAUCGGAAACGCUGGUUUGAAUUUCAGUGAAAAACUCAUCGAAGUGGUAGCUUGCCUUCAAUUUCUUGUUUCAGGCUUACAACUCGCUCCUUCUAAAAAAUGUUCUUUGUUUGUUUGUUUGUUUGUUUGUCUGUCGGUCUGUUUUUGUUCGUUUGUUUGUUUUCCUAUUUGGUCGUUUGUAUGUUUGUUUGUUUGCUUGUUUGUCCAUUUAACUUGUUGGUACGUUUUGCAUGCUUAUUGAGUAAGUUCUUCGACUUACUAUCCAAUAAUAUGUUUGAUAUAACAAGUUCUCUUUCGAGGCUAUAACUUUAUCAUGCGAUGUUCUCUCUGGGCCUGAAAGACAUUGCGGAAUAUUGAGAGUGAUAUUCAGUCUUGAAGGAAAGAAAUUAAAUUGUUCUCAAAGUUUAAGCUUAAUUAGUCAAGUUCGAGCAGGCAAGAGACUUUUCUUCAAAGAAAAAGGCAAAAAAUGGGGAAAAAGCUACAGAAAACCUGAAAAUAGAAAAAGGUGUACAGCAUUCGUACAUUCUAGGGUGUUCUUUUUUACAUUUCAAAAUUAAUCCACAUAAAGAGCAAAAUAUCAAUCUCAUCAUCAUUUUCUUUGGCCUGGUAUUAUUGCUUUAACUCCCACGAUACUUUCCCUUUUUUCCCUCUUUAAUUGAGUGAAAACUUUCUUCGUCAAUCUUUUCUUUGUAACAUUCUCAUAAUUCAGUGAACAUUGAAUAUUAUUAGGAUACUGGUUUAGCCAGUAUAAAAUGUCAAGGUCAUCAAAAAUGUUUUGGUUAUUAAGUUGGAGCCAACAAGAAGCUAAAAGAGACACAGCAAAGAGCAUUCAAGGCAAAACAUUGAUGAUCUUGUGGAGCUUAUUAUGUUUUACUUGCAAACUAGAUUGUAAGUAUUGAACGAUAAAUUGUUUUUGCAUCUUCUUUCGGACAGAAUUAAAUCGAUGUUAAAAAUAAAAACAAACAUUGUAUGCAUACAUUUAAAUGUUUUGUCCGUGGUCGCAUUGUGUAAAUCACUUUAGUUCUUUGAUUAUGAUGUUAGAAUUGACUUUAACACAUUCAGAAAUUUGAUUAACACUUUCUAAUGAUUGUUUUACAGAUACAGCACAGUUGUCAUUUUAUCUAUUUUACUAAAAGAAACAUUUGUGUUUUUAUUCAAACGUUUGGGUCAUUUGUACAAAUUUCGCUACUUUGCUCGCUCUUGUAUUUGAGACAUUAAAAUGUACGUUACUUCAAAAACACUGUUGUCGAAGUAUGAAUUACGAAGAGCUCUGCGCUUAUUGUUAUGACAUUAUGAUUUUUGCUUUUUCUAAAGUGGCAACUUGAGUUACGAGUGUUCAUGUAUAUCACUGUGAUAAGGGGAAGAACGAAAGAAGGAAAGGAGGGUUCACAAUGAAAAUAAAGAGGCACGAGGUAAGGUUAGAACAAGCGAAGAUAAAGAGGACUUUCAUGUUCUGUCAUUCAGCAUAAUCUCCAUGUUCUCUUUGUGCUUUUCUGUACAGCACAGCACAUAAUCUUUGGAAUUACGCAAGUCAAAACUUUUCGGCUAUCUAUCAUGCGAAACGGUUGUCUUGUUUUGCAUCUUCUCUUUGAGCCGUAGCAUUAUUUAUUACAAAAAAGAACAUCAAAAACAUUUUGGCAUAUUGAAAACAUCUACUUUGGAAAGAAACAUAAAAUACAUUUUAUGCAAAGGUUA
Aplysia californica (California sea hare) is the source of this 2326-nucleotide messenger RNA. RefSeq lists its product as uncharacterized. NCBI's taxonomy places the organism in Eukaryota, Metazoa, Mollusca, Gastropoda, Aplysiida, Aplysiidae. The record is from RefSeq and is a predicted model, not a curated record. Bases 1 to 651 code for a protein of 216 amino acids. The transcript has 5 exons.